AUGCAAAAGCACCAUCUCCCAAGAAAACAUAUGGUAAAUCGACGUUUAAUCCGGAUUUCUCUUGAUAACGAAACCCUCGAGCCCACAUCUCAAGAAUCAAAAUCAGAAUUCAAUGAAGUAGUGAAUGUUGUACCCUCAGCUAAGUCUCAGCAAGCAGCACUUGUAGCCAAACCUCACCGACCAACACCCUUACCAAUCUCUCAGCAAAGAUAUCGUCGUCGCCAAGUUCCUACGGAAUUGCUUCAAGCAGAAAGUGAAAUGAAGGAAGCCUUCUCAUGGGUGAAGAAUGUUGUGUCCAGAAAUGAUGAAAAAGAAGACGAGUGCGAUUUAUACGGUAGAAUGUUGGCGAAAAAACUACGAAAAAUUCCGGAAUUUCAAAGAGAAUACUUGAUGCAUGAUAUUAACGAAAUGGUCCUCAGGGCAAUGCAUCCAGCUCAUGGUUCUGUCGCCACGCCAUCCUGUUCCAAUGGACCACCUUCGAACUCAUCGCUAAUUUCCUUAUCGUAUUCUCGACCUACAUCUGCAAACAGCAAUAACUGUUCCUAUGCUUCAUCACAGGGUAUCAACGAGCAUGCCCAGGACCAGAUGGAAGAACACAUACAGAAAUCUGAUACCUAUCAGCCAAGCACUGUAUAUGACCUUUGGAGGAAAAACAGACACCAACUCGAAAACUACUCAUUUCAACAUGUAGACGUAAACAUUUUAUAA
Acanthoscelides obtectus is the source of this 708-nucleotide messenger RNA. Lineage: Eukaryota; Metazoa; Arthropoda; Insecta; Coleoptera; Chrysomelidae. The record is from the annotation of a GenBank genome assembly.